Molecule: messenger RNA, 981 nt
Organism: Penaeus monodon (black tiger shrimp)
Lineage: Eukaryota; Metazoa; Arthropoda; Malacostraca; Decapoda; Penaeidae
Product: astacin-like metalloendopeptidase
Exons: 9
Coding region: 55-981 (308 amino acids)
Source: RefSeq, a predicted model, not a curated record
UCGGAACUCAACGGUUGUUCCCACGCCCACGCCCGCGGGAGGUGUCCUGACGAGAUGUCUAGCAAGAGGGGCGUCGCCCUGGCGCUGGCGACGCUCUUGUGCGUCUUCUACUGUGGUACAGCCAGGACUGUUGAGGAAGGGAAUAAAAAGAUUCCACUUAGUUCAAAGCACACUAAGUCGAAUACCUCCAAACACAUUGAUCCCCGCCAGUUUACACUAAGUCCUGAUCAAGCUCACACUUACGCUAAUGACAGUGAAGUUGGACCCCGCCAGUUUACACUAAGUCCUGAUCAAGCUCACACUUACGCUAAUGACAGUGAAGUUGGACCCCGCCAAUUCACUCUAAAUCCAGGUCAAGCUCACACUUACGCUAAUGACAAUGGAGUUGGACCCCGCCAGUUUACACUAAGUCCUGAGCAAGCCCACACCAACGCCAGUGAGUUUGUUAUAGAACCACGAAUCGAUGGUACACUGCACGCAAUGAGCAGAGCUGGGGUUACCUGCGGGAAACGGUUCAUUCCGCCAGGGUCUACCAGAUUGUUCCAGUCGAGAGGCUACCCAGAAAAUUAUCGGAACAGGUAUAGAUGCCUGUGGAGAUUUAGGACCUCAGUAGAAUCUUCUUUAAGCAUCGCCUGCGACGAUUUCCAGCUGGAGCCAUCCCAACGCUGCAAAAGGGACUUCUUAAGAGUCUGGGGUCCAGGAAUCAAUAAAAAAUUUUGUGGAUCCUGGGCUCCCUUCACGGUAUCUGUGGAAGGCAGGAUACUUCGGGUUUUGUUCAAAACUAAUAAAAGAAAUAAUAAGAAAGGAUUCAGCUGCUACGUUACAGCUUCAAAUAUCCCAGAGUUAACAACGACGACGACGACGACGACGACGACGACACACAACAACAACUACAACAGAAACAACCUCGUCUACGCCUGUGCCUACAACUUCAACAACAACAUUGCUCGCUCCAGACUGCCAUAUUUGCCUUUCACGUAA